GUCAAAAAAUGUCAACUGUACUGUCUUCUCGCGACUUCACGGAUCUUACGCAUGUUUCAGAUUUGAGGAAAAUUCAUUAAACCGGAAAAAACCAUUCGACUAUAAGAUAAUUUUUUUACAUCGAUUUCAUUAACGACCUAUUGUUUGUCAAACAACCAGAACACAUAACCUUUAAAUGAUAUCAUCAUAAUGUCAGAUGUAAGGUUGUUAGUGCAGGAAGAAGGCAGAGCAGCUAGGAACUUGAUAGCCUUCAAUGUUCCAUUAGAGUCUGAUAGCAUUGAGAAAAUUACACGCAAACCACCAAGUGUUCCUAGAAUUCUACAAUCAGCCAAUACAAAGCGAUCAAUCAAAACUAAUGCUCGAGUACGAUCAGCUUCAACUGGUCGUGAUAAGCGAUCAGAGUUACAAGCUAGGUACUGGGCAUUUCUGUUUGGAAAUCUUCAGCGUGCAGUUGAUGCUAUCUAUGAGACUUGUGAGGAGGAUGAGAAUAUUUCAGAAUGUAAAGAGGUGAUCUUGGUUUUGGAAAAUUACACUCGUGAUUUUCACAAUCUCAUAGAAUGGUUCAAAGUCAAAUGGGCUUAUGAAACUUUCCCACCACCCUUGAGAAGAACUCCUCUGGCAUGGGAAGUUAGGAAAACUUCUCCAUGUAGAAUGUGGAAUUCAAAUGUAGUUCCCAAGCCUGGAAGCCCUUUGCAAAGAACAAGCCCUAUAAGUCCUAUUGAUCAUACAAUUGUUGAGCAAACCAUCAUUGAACAUAAAGUGACUAUUACUGAUAAUAAAACCGAAUCAUUAGGAAAACCGGAUGUUGGCGUGAGAAAUCCAAAAAUUGUCAAAGAAACUAAAAAUCAAGGUUCAAAAAAUGAUGGUAAAAUAUUAAAGGAAAAACCAGUAGUAUCCAAAGUGAACACAAGAUCAACGAGCGUUCUAAAACGUCCAUCAUCUGCCAAUGAGCCUAAAGUUUUAUCCGAGAGUAAUGCUAAUGCGAAGAUCAAUACCGACACUAAAAAUACUAACAUGACACGAAAUAUCACUCGACCUCUACAACCAAAUAUAAAUCGUACGAAACCGCCGGAUAUUCAUCCUAAUAACGUUAACAACGAAAAUAAUAUUGAUGGGGUUAUCAAGAAAAACAAUGAUCUCAAAAAAGAUAUUGAGACUAUGAAGAAUCAAAUAAAUACAAACUUGAAUAAGAAUUGUACUGCUAAUAAUAUAAGUUCCAGUCCACCAGAAAUAAAAUCAGCACCAAAUACCAAUGCCGCUAGAUUGCUAAUGAAGCCAACAAGCCCAAUGACAACCGCACCAAAAUCAAAACCAAAUCUACCAAAACCAGCAUACUCAAUGGUCUCUCGAAUGAAAUCAACACUUGGCAAUGUGCCAUCAGCACCGACUCAACAAGAACCACCGAAAAUUACCCGAAGUAAAACAACUUUAGGUGUUAAAGGUUCCGCAGCUCCAAACAAAAUUCGACCAGGAACGUCUGUUAUCGUACGUAGACGAAUGCAAGCUCAACAAGAAACGGAAGAUGUGAGUGCUUCAGUGGAAGUGUUAACAACAAAGUCCAAGCCGAAGCUCGACGUCGAUGGUUGGCAAACGGUGAAAAGUCGUACACGUCGUGGCAGUACUCACAAUUUGAACAUAUCAACGAGAUUUCAUAAACCUAGUACUGCUACCUCUAUGCCGGCAUUGUGUAUCGACUCUGGGAAGAAGAAAGAGGCAACUAUAGAUGGCAAACAAAAGAGGAGGAACAUUGGUGGGAAGGUCGAUAAGAAUGUCACUAAUGAAGUAGUGAAAGUCAAGACGGAUCUCAAGGUCGAGAAGGCUAAGAGAGACGAAGGCAAACUUGUCAAUGAAGAAUUGAAAGUAACGAGUAAAAGUGCAUCAACUAAUAUAACCGAGACGAAAUCGACGUCGCAAACAAUUGCAGCGAUUUUCGAAAGCGAGGCUGAAUUGUUGGAAAAGCGAAUUCAACAAUUUAUGGCUGCCCAAGCAGAACGUGAGCGUAUCAUUCUCGAAGAAGAGCGAAAAACCGAGGAAGCAGAUUCCCAAAGGUCAAAGCAACUUUCGGACGAGGAAGCGUCACUUCAACGUCAGAUUCUUGAAUUAGAAUCUACGGAGAUCGAUAUAGACACAGAGACAGAUGAAACUGACGGAGAACUAGUGUUGGAUACCGAAGAUUUGCCGCUUCAAUCUCUGAGCAGUGCCGACGAGAAUGAUGAAAUGAGUUUGGAGGAUCGCUAUGAAAAUAUGCUCGAGGGUAUGUCGUGGGCUGAACGAAUGGAUACUCUGGCUCAAUUGCAAGCGCUGGUCGCUCGACAUCCAGGAAGGGCGUUGGAAUUGCAUCAGAAACUUUCGUCGCCAUCGAGGAAAAGAUCUUUACCGGAAACUCUCAAAAGGUAUCAAGCGAAACAAGCUUGCGCGCAACACAAACGACAGAAGCUAUUAAAGGAAAAGUCUCAGCGUCUCCGCGAGUUGUUGAACAAAGUUGAAGACGUGAAGAUAGCAAAGAAUCAAUUGAUCGAAGACAAGCGGAUACGCCUGGAAAUGAAAUUGAAAAGGGCGGAGGAAAAUAGAACGCAGCAUUUGUUGGAAAUCGUGAGAAAAGCUCAUGACGAAGAUUCCAAAUUGAAAGAGAUAGCAUUCAUUAACGAGUUGGAAGCGCAAAACAAACGACACGAUUUCAUGGCUUUGUGUCAAGAGCAAGAGGAAAGACUGCAGGGAAUUCAGGAAGAACGUCAACGUCGUCAAGAAGAGAAAGCAGCCAAAGAAGCCGCAGCUGAAGAACGUCGUCGUGCUCUGGAAGCCGAGCGUCAACUACGCAUUCAACGUAUGCGACAAGCUCGUCGCGAGCGAGAGGAACGCGUAGGCAAGAUGCAACUGGAACGUGAAAAGGAACGUCAAGAACUUGCACGCGAGAAAGCUCGCGAUCGCGAGGAAAGACUGUCGGCUUUACAUGCAGCUCAAUUGGCUAAUCAGGAAGAAUUACAAAAGAAAAUUGCACAGAAACAACAAGAAUCUGCGAGAAGGCAUGUGGAAAAUAUCGAACAUAUUCGUCAGCGAGCUAUUGAAUCGUCGAUUAUGAGAGCUGAGGAAGUUCCACCUACGUUGAAGAGUUAUCCGAGUUUAAAACAGUGCACGCUUUGUAGUAAAAUGAUUUUAAACGAAGUCCAGUUAUUAUCUCACCUAAAAGGCAAAGUUCACUGCGAAGCAGUGCGAAAGGUGCACGAUGGUCGAGAACCCUGCCGCGAUGAGCUUCAAAAGUUCAAUAUCUCACAAAUCAAAGAUUAUCAAAGUCCAGCAGACACCGACAAUCGAGUAGCCAAGGAAAAACAAAAAGCGUUAAAACGACGUAGUCGAAAAAUCAAACAACGUAUGACCGCCAGAAGUCAGGAGUAUGAAGAUUUGGUUAAAAAUAGCGAUGGUGCUCAUGUGGUUGAUUCUUCGAAUAAAUCAAAAUUCAGAAGAAAUCUAAAAGAGUUGGAUAAGCUUUGUCAGAAUCACGCCAAAACUACAUGGUCAGUUGUGGCUGUAGCUAGUUUAGAAAGGUGUCUCGGAGAAAUCGCGAGAGGGUUUUCCAAAUCGUGUCCUCUGGAUCAAGAUGCGUUUUCUCAGCUCUAUGGCUUUGAAACACUGACGAACUUGUUGAACCUUUGUUUGAACAUACAGAAUAAUACUACUUAUACGUUACCAAAUAAAAGUAUCGUGUCGAUAUGCCGAGUGUACGUAUCCGCUCUGAGCGGGCAUUCGACAAACAUCGAGGCUGUUUUACUAAGCAACAAAAUAAUUGUGAUACUUGAUCUCCUGAUGCAGCGUCUUGAGGCAGUAACGAGUCUCGACGACGCGAGUCAAGCGCAGGAGAUGACCGCCAAUGGCUGCAAUGGAAAUGGUUCGGUGGCUGUGGCGGCGACUCAACUUCUUUGCACUCUCGUACCUGAUAAUCCAUUCGACAAGCUAAGCUUACAAUCGCGACUUCAGGACAUGGUUGGAUACUUGAUGACGAGUGGCCUCGUCGAGCGCGUGAGUCGGCACAGCCGGGCGAUGAUCGAAUCCGACUUCUUGCUCGAGCCGGAACGCGAGUGCCCGCUGCUGACGGCCUCGUACGACCUGCUGUCGCGCGUGUGCGCGCACUUGCGGCGCGCGCCGGGCGCCACUGCCGUGCCGACGCACGACGGCUCGUCGGUGGCCUCCAACGAGGCCGCCUCGGAGGGCAACGGCGCGGCCGCGUCGCAGCCCUGCGCGGAGCCGUCGUCGGCCCAGGCGCACCUGCUCGGCCUGCUGAGCUCGACCGAGGCCGCCGGCGUCAUCGGCGCUCUGUACGCCAGCGUCGCGCUCGCCGCGCUGGCCAAGCCCGCGACCUCGCCCUCGUCGCCGGUCCAGCCCCAAGGCGGCCCCGCCAAGAGUCUGGCUAGCAAAGGACUGAAGCUGCUCAGGUGCAUGGCCGAGCUGGACCUGCAGAAGCUGCAAACUCUGCUCGGCGCCGAGGGGACGAGUUUGCAGUGGCGUCUGACCGCCAGCCAUCUGAUCGCGAGACUGUCGCGCGAGUCGGAAGUGACGACGACCAUGAUAUCCAGCUGCCAGCUGCUGGGCGAGCUGUUGGUUGUGCUUGGCUACUUUGCCGUCAACAAUCCCGACAAUCAGUUGGUUUUACAGUCAGCCGGCUCAGGUCCAAGUGUCUUACAGCAGCUUUGCACGCUAUCCUUUCCCUUUUACGGCGAUCCUAAACUUGCUGGAUUCACCCUUCCAACCCUCCUAGCAGCCACCCAUGAGAAUUCAGAGGCUGCCGCCAUUUUAUCCUGCGAGAUGUCCUACGAGCUGUUGAAGGAAUAUCGCGACUCUGAGCAAGGCAAACUCAACCCACUCGUACGGCUGCUAAGGACAUCUCCUUCCAAUUCGUGAAUCGGCAGGAUACUGGAAAUAGUCAAUGCUUGUAACUUAGCUGCGCAUUUUUCGCGUUUGAAAAUAACACAAUGAUCUUGCAUUUAAUUUCGAGAAACGAAAGAAUUAAUGUUUCAUAGUCAAAAAUUGUACUUACAACGGCUAAUUUCUUUUUUAGAAUUAUAAUACGAAUAUUUCCAAAUGUGUCUGUGGUAAGAUCUCGGAUACUUGGCGUUUUAUAAGGAUAACAGAUGAAUGAUAGUUGUAUGUGAGAAAAAAAACAAUCGUUCAUUAUAAUGAAAACGGUGCUAAAGAUUCUUCAGAAACUCACAAAAAAAAGUAGCAAUCAUCAUUCGUAUAUGACUUACAGAAAAAAAAGUACUAACCGAACUGUAUAAAAUUAUGUGAUACCGCUAUCGUGCAAUUUUUUCGAAAAAAAAUAUUGAAAGCCUUUGUUUUUCUCUGUCUCGAGUGAUGUUAAUCUAGUAUUAUAUAGCAAUAAAUGACUUCGCUGUGAACGCAAAGUGAUAAUUAACAGUUUUUUCGCUAAGACGUAUGUAUAAAUACACACCACUAGUCUUGUAGAUACAAAAAUGAAAUGUAUACCUUGUAACACCAAAUUUAGUUCGCCACGUACACGUAAACAAACGUAUUAAAAAAAAAGAAAAAACGCGGGAAAAAACUUUAUAGUCACAUAAGUUUAAUAUAUAAGUGAAUUAAUGUAUUUGUAACCCGAGAGUAUUGUAUUAUUUUUCCACAUAUCGUCGAAUUUGUGUCAGAUAUAUGUAAUUGCAACUCUCGGCCUCUUUCUUUAUACGUUAAUUUUCUCUCUCACUCUUCAAUUGCAUGACUCAAGAAUUCCAUUUGAAAAGAAUAAUCACAAUAAUAAGAAAAAGCAA
Messenger RNA from Phymastichus coffea, 5771 nucleotides. RefSeq names its product S phase cyclin A-associated protein in the endoplasmic reticulum (gene ssp3). The record is from RefSeq and is a predicted model, not a curated record. The transcript has 15 exons. Lineage: Eukaryota; Metazoa; Arthropoda; Insecta; Hymenoptera; Eulophidae. Bases 190 to 4893 code for a protein of 1567 amino acids.